This is a messenger RNA of Paraphaeosphaeria sporulosa, 1005 nucleotides long. RefSeq lists its product as uncharacterized. The transcript has 2 exons. The record is from RefSeq and is a predicted model, not a curated record. The coding region runs from base 248 to 826 and encodes 192 amino acids. NCBI's taxonomy places the organism in Eukaryota, Fungi, Ascomycota, Dothideomycetes, Pleosporales, Didymosphaeriaceae.
GGGAGUCAUUAACGAUCGAUUAUCUCUUCUCGACUCUCGUCUAACACCAGUAUUCUCAGUUGCGACUGUUGACGCUCCCCACCCCUGACGUAGCCCGGGUGACGCGGGCGGCGGCAUCGGAACAUUUCUCACGGCCCUUCUCCACACCAACCCUGCACCGAUCAGCAUCCAAUAUUGCAGCGCGGUGCCACAGCGGGUCUGUGUCCAGAUGAUAUAACCAGCCUCCACUGCUCAUCAGCUCCUGUUGAUGCACAACUCAAAUGCUAUAAAGCGUCGCAUCCACGCAACCAUAUGCUUCCAAACCAAACACGCCACCCCAAACCAGACCGAACCACCAACCGCAAUCGUCGAAACCACCCGAACCCUUCCAAGACCCUUGAUAUCUGUCAAUAUGCGUACCACCGCCCUCCUCACCACCGCUCUCAGCGCAGCCCUCACAACCGCCCGCCUAACCGGCCUCGCUGCGCCCUCCACCCUCGCGCCCUCUUCCCCCUUUAACCUCACCCUCAUCACCGAAAACUACAUCCAAUCCGUCGCCGACGUCUCCAUCGCAUGGGGCUUCUCCCUCGCCCCCGGGUACCCCUUAACACUUGGCUCCUUUACCUCGUCAUCCUACCUCGGGCCCGACAAGUCUAACCAGUUGGAGAACGUUACCAUUGCGGCGACGGCGCCGGCGGAGCUGGAGGAGUGGAAGGGCAAAGAGGUUGUGUUGGCGGGAAGUUUGUUUAGUCUGUAUGGGGCGAGUGGAAGUCCGAGUUUGACAAAUUUCAAUGUUACUAUUCUGGUUGGGGACGAGACGAGUGAGGAAUUGAUUAGAAGUGAUUAGGGAAUUCUACUGCAUGGGAUUGGACGCGGAAGAAGAACGCGGGAGGGACUGGACAUAGGGAAGAUACCAUUCUCCUCCCAGUGAUGCACUCCAUGAGAAAUCAAGAGCCACGGCUCCUUGAUGCUGUCCUUCUUAGCAUCCGGGUACCACAGAGGUGUAGCAGGCCUCCACGGGUCCGC